Eremomyces bilateralis CBS 781.70 is the source of this 1120-nucleotide messenger RNA. RefSeq names its product ribosomal protein L17. The record is from RefSeq and is a predicted model, not a curated record. Gene Ontology annotation, biological process: translation. The transcript has 2 exons. Lineage: Eukaryota; Fungi; Ascomycota; Dothideomycetes; Eremomycetales; Eremomycetaceae. Gene Ontology annotation, cellular component: ribosome; mitochondrial large ribosomal subunit. Gene Ontology annotation, molecular function: structural constituent of ribosome. Bases 182 to 952 code for a protein of 256 amino acids.
AUUCUACAGCAGGUGUACUGGAUUCUACUUGUUCUUUCUUCACAAGCCCAUAUCUCCUCAUCAUGACCCAUAUAGUCCAAUAUCCAUCAAUAAUCUAACCCAUUGCUCUCUUUCCUCGCUUGGACACCAACUUCAUCCUCACCUCUAACCCUUCCCUUUCCCUCCCUCCCCUUCCUACACGAUGGCCGGCGGAAGGCCCAAAUAUCGACAUCUCUCCCGCAAAUCCUCCCACCGCAAAGCUCUCCUCCGAAACCUACUGGAAGCGGUCAUCCAGCAUGAGACCAUUCGAACCACAUUCCCCAAAGCCAAGGAGGCGCAACGCUUCGUCGAGAAGGUCAUCACUCUAGGGAAGAAAGGGACGGAGGCUUCAAAACGAAGAGCGGAACAGAUAUUCUUCCGCCCCCACCAGUUCAUUCCCAAAGUCUUCGGCCCCCUCGCCGACCGCUACCGUGACCGCGCCGGCGGCUACACCCGUGUCCUGCACAUCGAGCCCCUCAAAGAAGACCAAGCGCCCUCCGCGAUCCUCGAGCUCGUCGACGGCCCCAAAGAUAUGCGCUUCCACCUCGCCGCUAAGUCCAUCACUUACGCGCGCCUGCACGACCGACCCAUCUCCGAGGGCACAGCGAAGUACAUCGAGAAGGUGUGCGCGCUGCGGGAGGGCGGGAAGGCGGAGCUGGACGCGCUGGCGCGGAAGCUCGAGCGGUUUCAGCCGUUUAGUGAGAGCGAUGAGUUUGUGUUGGAGGGGAAGCGCGCGGUGUAUGGGCCGACGGAGAGACCGAUGGAUGCGACGUGGGGGCGGAAGGGACAUCGGAGGCAUGAGUUGGAGAAGAUCCAUGAGAGCGAUGAUAAGGAUGUGAGGAUCCAGCGGCUAAAGGAGCAGCAGGUGUGGCAGCGGGGAUGGGAAGCAGGGAACGAGUGGGAUGUGGAUAAGGAAGAGAAGGAGAAGAAGUAGAAUCAUGAGCGCGAUAGAUGGAGUUCCCUGUAGGAUGGAGUGGUACCUGUAUUAUACUGUACGAAACGCCGAUACAUUCGCAUCACGGGGAGCAUGGCGUCGUUUCAGACCCCCAGAGUUGGUCGUCAAUAUAAUUGACAUUUUCUAGGAAGUCUUUUUAGAAACAUC